Molecule: messenger RNA, 1087 nt
Organism: Eruca vesicaria subsp. sativa (arugula)
Lineage: Eukaryota; Viridiplantae; Streptophyta; Magnoliopsida; Brassicales; Brassicaceae
Source: the annotation of a GenBank genome assembly
AAAACAAAAUAUUGCUUCUAAAUAAUAUUUGCUCAAAAUAAAAUAAAAACAGAAAAAUAAAAAAAAAGAUAGAAAACGUUUCAGUGUGUCUCCGACCAACAUUUGGAUCAGAUUAGGGCGUAAGACUAGUCGGAGAAAGAAGUCAUGGGAAGAAGAAAAGUGGAGAUCAAACGAAUUGAGAGCAAAAGCAGUCAACAAGUCACUUUCUGUAAACGCCGUAAUGGUCUCAUAGAGAAAGCUCGUCAGCUCUCAGUUCUUUGUGAAUCUUCAGUGGCCAUUCUAAUGGUUUCCUCCACAGGAAAACUCUAUAGCUCCUCCUCUGGCGAUAGCAUGGCCAAAAUCAUCGAGCGUUACGAGAUUCAACAUUCUAAUGAACAUAAAAACUUGGAUCUAGCAGAGAAAUUUCGGAAUUAUCUUUCACACAAGGAGUUACUAGAAAUAGUCCAGUGCAAGUGUGAAGAAGCUAAAGUCGAUGAUGCAAGUGUAGAGUCUCUAAAUUCCUUAGAAGAGCAGUUCAAGGCUGCUCUGUCUGUAACUAGAGCUAAAAAGACAGAACUAAUGAUGGAGUUUGUGAAAAAUCUUGAAGAAAAGGAGCAGCGGUUGAUACAAGAGAACCAGAUUUUGGCUCGCCAGCUAACAAAGAUGGAGAAGAAGAAGAGGCUUCCGGAAACAGAGGAUGAAGGAGCAAUGUCAUCGGAAAAUUGCUCCGGCAACAACCCACCAGAGACCCUCUCGCUUCUGAAGUAACAAUCAUCAUCAACGCCUGCGUUUGCACUAUAAAUCCUGAUUUUAAAUAAAACGAAAUCAAUGUAAAAAAGCAUAUAUGUAUCUUAAACAUCCUCUUCUUCACCUGAUCAUCCUCAUCUUUGUUGUUACCUUUGGAGACAUGAUCACAGUUUCAUAUGGUUUGUAUGUUCUUGUGUUAAACGAAUGACGUAUUGGAGUUUAUAGUAUAAGUUUUGAUUUCUUCAGCAGGAAGAACCCUAAUUAAAAGCCAAUUCAUUUUAUUUAUUUUUUGUUAUUUAGUUGCUAUUUGUUACUUUACCUUCGUGGCAGAGUGUGAGCAUAUCCUUAGUAACGAAAUUAC